AUGGUUCAUAAAUUAGUUUUAAUUAGACACGGUGAAAGUACUUGGAAUAAAGAAAAUAAAUUUACUGGUUGGACUGAUGUUGACUUAUCAGAUAAAGGUGUAGAAGAAGCUCAUGAUGCCGGUAAGAAAUUAAAGCAAAAUGGUUAUACCUUUGAUAUUGCCUUUACUUCACUCUUAAAGAGAGCCCAAAGAACCCUCAACAUUGUUCUUGAAGAAUUAGGUGAAUCAAGUAUUCCAGUAGACAAAGAAUGGAGAUUAAACGAACGUCACUAUGGUGCUCUUCAAGGUUUAAAUAAAUCUGAAACUGCCACUAAAUAUGGUGAAGAUCAAGUUAAAAUCUGGAGAAGAUCAUACUCUAUUCCACCACCACCACUUGAAGAAUCUGAUGAACGUUUCCCAGGUAAUGAUCCACUUUACAAAGAUUUAAAAAAAGAUCAACUCCCAAAAACUGAAUGUCUUGAAGAUACUGUCGCAAGAGUUUUACCAUUAUGGGAAUCUACUAUUGCUCCAACUAUCAAGAGCGGUAAAAAGGUUUUAAUUGCUGCCCAUGGUAAUAGUAUUAGAGCUUUAAUUAAAUAUUUAGAUAAUGUUUCAGAUGAUGGUAUUGUUUCAAUGGAAAUUCCAACUGGUAUCCCAUUAGUCUAUGAAUUAGAUGAUGAAUUAAAACCAAUCAAAUCAUACUAUCUUGCUGAUGAAGCUUUAUUGAAAGCUGCUCAAGAAGCUGUUGCCAACCAAGGUAAAGCUAAAUAAAUAUUAUUAUAGGUGUAUUAAAAUAUUUUAAAUAAAAAAAAAAAUUAAAAAAUAUAAUUAUAUAAAUAUAACUAUAUUUUUUUUUUUAAAC
Messenger RNA from Dictyostelium purpureum, 841 nucleotides. RefSeq lists its product as uncharacterized. The record is from RefSeq and is a predicted model, not a curated record. The transcript has 2 exons. Gene Ontology annotation, molecular function: intramolecular phosphotransferase activity. Bases 1 to 750 code for a protein of 249 amino acids. Gene Ontology annotation, biological process: glycolytic process. Lineage: Eukaryota; Evosea; Eumycetozoa; Dictyosteliales; Dictyosteliaceae.